This is a messenger RNA of Cucumis sativus (cucumber), 1499 nucleotides long. RefSeq names its product zeatin O-glucosyltransferase. The record is from RefSeq and is a predicted model, not a curated record. Gene Ontology annotation, molecular function: UDP-glycosyltransferase activity. Lineage: Eukaryota; Viridiplantae; Streptophyta; Magnoliopsida; Cucurbitales; Cucurbitaceae. Bases 53 to 1447 code for a protein of 464 amino acids. The transcript is spliced from 2 exons.
UAUUAUUGAUACAAACUUCUCUCAACCCUUUUUACCAUACCAAGUCAUAACCAUGACCCAAGACGGCCAAGUGGUGGUCGUCAUGGUGCCACUGGCGGCACAGGGUCAUCUCAAUCAGCUCCUCCACCUCUCCCGCCUCAUCUCGGCUCGCAACAUCCCCGUCCACUACAUCGGUGCCACCAACCACAACCGCCAAGCCAAGCUCCGCAUCCAUGGAUGGGAUCCAUCGGCACUCGCCAACCUCCAUUUCCACGACUUCUCCAUCCCUCCUAUUCCAUGUCCUCCGCCCGACCCCGCGGCAGAGACCAAGUUCCCUGCCCACCUCAUCCCUUCAUUUCAAACCGCAGCGAUCCACCUUCGGGGCCCUCUCGAAAAUCUCUUACACUCCCUCUCUCCCCAUGCAAGAAGAAUCGUUGUGAUUCAUGAUUCCCUAAUGGCCUCAACCGUUGAAGAUAUUGACUCCAUACCAAAUGCUGAGUCUUACAAUUUCCAUAGUGUGUCAGCCUUUGCAAUGGCAAUUUAUGAACUUGAACAAGAAGAUCAACAAACAAAAGGCAUGGAAACGUCCAUAAUAAAGGAUCUUGAUAUUCCAUCUCUUGAUGGGUGUUUCACUCAAGAGUUUUGGGAGUUUGUGGAAUUGCAAUUUGGAGUUCCAAGAAAGUUCUCUGGGAAUCUCUACAACACUUGCAAGACUAUUGAAGAGCCAUAUUUAGAGAUUCUUCAAAGAAUCAACCAUGAGACUAAGCAUUGGGCUAUUGGUCCAUUUAAUCCUUUGGAAUUGAGCUCAUCAAGCCACAAUAUUCACCCUUGCUUGGAGUGGUUGGAUCAACAAGAGGCUAACUCUGUGGUCUAUGUUUCCUUUGGGACUACCACCGCCUUGGAAGACGAGCAAAUCGCUGAAAUAGCACGUGGAUUGGAAAGAAGUGAGCAGAAGUUCAUAUGGGUGUUAAGAGAUGCAGACAAAGGAGAUAUCUUCAAUGGAGAAGUUAGAAAAUCUGAGCUACCAGAAGGCUUUGAAAAACGAGUGAAAACGGAAGGGAAAGGGCUGGUGGUCCGAGACUGGGCACCACAGUUAGCCAUUCUAAGCCAUGGUUCGACAGGAGGGUUCGUGAGUCAUUGCGGGUGGAACUCGUGCAUGGAGGCCAUAACCAUGGGGGUUCCAAUGGUAGCGUGGCCGAUGCACUCUGACCAGCCGAGAAAUUCUGUGCUGAUGACGGAGGUGCUCCGAGUCGGUUUGCUGAUAAGGGAAUGGAGUCAGCGAGAUAAGCUUGUAAUGGCAACAACAAUUGAAAACGCAGUGAGAAAGCUUAUGGCAUCAGAGGAAGGUCAUGGGAUGAGGAAGACGGUGGAGGAGCUCGCCGUUGUCAUGCGACAAUCGGUGGAAGAGAAUGGAGUGUCUCGAGAGGAGUUUGAUUCUUUCAUUUCUCAUAUUACAAGAGACGUUUAAUAAAGGAAAAUAGUUAAACUGACCUGUUUCAGACCUUUUCCUAGCAGUACUA